Molecule: messenger RNA, 1558 nt
Organism: Paramecium octaurelia
Lineage: Eukaryota; Ciliophora; Oligohymenophorea; Peniculida; Parameciidae
Source: the annotation of a GenBank genome assembly
AUGAAUACAUAAUAUUGGCUUGAUAUAGAAAAUCAUAUCCUGUAAUAGUAUUAGAUCAAGAAUGCUUUAGGAUAAGGAUCAUACGGUAAAGUAUGGUUAGCUAUUGAUCGUAGCAACAACAAAAAAUACGCUAUAAAAAAAGUACAAUCAAAUUAUUAAUUUAAGAUUUACGGAGCAUUUAGGGAUAGUGUCGAUGCAAAAAGAACUGUUAGAGAAGUGUCUUUUCUUUAUUAACUAUCUCAUCAUUAAAAUAUUGUUCGCUUGGAAAAAGUUAUCUAAUCAUAAAAUUCGAAUGACCUCUAUUUGGUUUUUGAAUAUGUUUCUUCAGAUCUCCAUCAAGUACCAAAUCUUAAAAUUUAGGUAAUUCACUCAACAACACUGGUGCCUAUUCAACAAAGGUUUAUAAUUUACUAAAUACUGAAAGCCUUAGACUAUAUUCAUUCUGGUGGAUUAAUUCACAGAGAUUUAAAACCCUCAAACAUACUCAUAUCAACGAAUUGCUAAAUUAAGCUAGCGGACUUUGGCUUAGCUCGAACAUUUUAAGAUACAGAUGAAAGUAUUUUUUCAAUAAAUCUAAAAGCAACAUGCGGAUAUACCUAAAAUGUGGCAACAAAAGUAUAUCGGGCUCCAGAGAUACUCUUUCAUUCUAAAAUAUAUACCUCUAAAGUUGAUAUGUGGAGUAUGGGCUGUAUUUUAUAUGAGAUGCUUUCUGGCUAAGCUCUGUUCAAUUCGGAUUAUUAUUUUGGUUAAAUUGGCGAAUUGAUUCAAAUUCUAGGAGUACCAAACAGAAGAGAUAUAUAAUCUUUCAAGCUUGGAGAGUCUGAUUCUCAAGAGCUUGAAUAGUUAACUUCGGGUGUAUAAAAGAAAACUCCAAGGUUAAAUGAAAUGAUCAGUAAUUUUGAUCCAUUCGCCAGAGAUUUUAUAAGGUAUUUAUGUUAUUUUGAGUUUUUCUAGAAAUUGUCUCAAAUAUAAUCCUAUAGAUAGAAUGUCUGCUUCAGAAGCUUUAAAGCAUCCAUAUUUUUAACAUCCUGAUUUAUUUGACUUAGAAUUAAUAAAUUAACGUUGUGGUGCAUCACCACCAUCUCCAGUUGACUAAUUUAUAACUUUAAAAAAUGAUAAUUAUUCGUAUUCAGUACAAGAAUACAAAGAUGUUUUGGAUAGGUUUAUUAAAUUUAGAAAUGGAAACAUCUACUAGUUCAAAACAGAAUACAACUAAAAUAUCUCAACUUAGAGCAGUUAAAAUAUCAUAUAAACACCUUAUACAACCGUCUCUGCUAAAAAUAAACCAACUCAACUGUUUCAUUCGCCAAAAUUAUAACAAUUUUAGAUAAAAAAUAGAACCUAGAGUAAUUAUUUCGAAUCUAAUAAAAGUUGUUCUUUAAUUAGUGAACAAAAAAAUAAUACUUUUCACAAACCCUUGAUUAAUAAAAUAACUAAAAAAAUGCCCAAAAAUGAAUUAGAAGCUAUCAAAAAUAAAUAUAGUCAAAGAAAUGGAAGGAGAUAAUCGCUUUUAACAAACUGUUCUCAAGGUUAAAGUCCUAAUCAUGGAAAUGAAUGA